Molecule: messenger RNA, 1313 nt
Organism: Salvia miltiorrhiza (redroot sage)
Lineage: Eukaryota; Viridiplantae; Streptophyta; Magnoliopsida; Lamiales; Lamiaceae
Product: high mobility group B protein 10
Exons: 6
Coding region: 165-1058 (297 amino acids)
Molecular function (GO): DNA binding
Source: RefSeq, a predicted model, not a curated record
GCGGCGUCGAUUUCGAAUAUUGAAAAGGGGGUAAGAAAUGGAAGGGUUUUAGGGGUAGAGUGAAAAAACCAUUUUAAUUCAUAAUUUUGGAAUCGCUAAUACACAGUAAUCAUUAAAAUCCUAUUUAUCUCUACCAUAAUUGUUUGCUCUCCUAAAUUAAUAAAAUGUCAAACGGCCCAUCUUCGGAAACGCCUAUGACAAACUACAGUUCCUAUCCCAAACCCGAAGCUGAAUAUCAACAAAUUAUUCAAAACCCAGAUAUUUUCCUGCAGAAGCUUCGCGCUUUUCACGCUUUCUACGGCACCAAAUUCCGGAUCCCUACUGUGGGAGGGAGUUCUUUAGAUCUACAUCGACUUUUUAUAGAGGUGACCUCUCGAGGUGGUAUUGAAAAAGUUAUAGGAGACCGCAGAUGGAAGGAAGUCACUGCAGCUUUCAACUUCCCAACUUCUAUUACAAGUGCAUCAUUUGUUUUACGAAAGUAUUAUCUCUCAUCCCUUUAUCAUUUCGAGCAGGUUUAUUAUUUCCGGAAAGAAAAACCACCCAAUAAAGAAGCAGGUCAAACAUUGUCAUAUGGCGAUGAUGAUGGUGCUGCAUCUGAGAAACUAUCAGCAAGCUCUAACUUGGGCGAUGGUAGCUUAGUCUCUGGAACAAUAGACGGAAAAUUUGAUGAUGGAUAUUUAGUUACAGUGAAGCUGGGAUCUGAGGUUCUGAAAGGUGUCCUUUAUCACACACCUCUGGAACCAGAUGCAUCCCAAAGUCGUAGCACUUCUGACGAGCCUGUUCACCUAACCCGGAGAAAGAACCAUACGGCCUUUAAAGAUCCAGCUCAUCCCAAGCGAAAUAGAAGUGGUUACACCUUCUUUUUUGCUGAGCAAUACCAGAUACUGAGGCCUUCAUACCAUGGGCAAGAAAGAGCUAUCAGCAAAAAAAUUGGGCAACUAUGGAGCAAUAUGACAGAGGCUGAAAAACAGGUAUACCAGGAUAAGGGUUUGCGAGACAAGGAAAGAUACAAAGCUGAAAUGUUGGAGUACAAGUCAUCCCAACAUGUGCAAGGUUAAUAGGCUUUAUUGUUGGUUACUUGGGGUGUCUCCUCUCGACGGAAUUAAUUCUCUAGGCUUUCAUUUUCCUCUCUCUCUCUCUCUCUCUCUUUGAUAUUGUUUGUAGAGAAACGACUGAGACGUUACUGUUAUAUUUCUAAUUGGCAACAAAGAAGAACUCGUAUGGGCAGAAAUAGAAUUUUUUUUCCUGAGGAAUGUGCUGUACUGUAGUUUGUUGUUGUUUACGUUUAACUAUUGAUGUUCUUUAAUUUUUCA